Gopherus flavomarginatus (Mexican gopher tortoise) is the source of this 4942-nucleotide messenger RNA. It is a transcript of the gene HERC4, whose product is annotated as HECT and RLD domain containing E3 ubiquitin protein ligase 4. The transcript has 27 exons. The record is from RefSeq and is a predicted model, not a curated record. Gene Ontology annotation, molecular function: ubiquitin-protein transferase activity. The coding region runs from base 667 to 3840 and encodes 1057 amino acids. NCBI's taxonomy places the organism in Eukaryota, Metazoa, Chordata, Testudines, Testudinidae.
CAGCAGCGAUUUAUUCAAAAGGCCACUCUGCAAACCCGUCCUGGGCUCCGGGCCUGGGGGAUCCGGGCGAGGGAGCCCUGUCCUCGCCCCCCAGUGGGCGGGGCCGGUCUGAGCAGGGUCUCUCCGCGCUCGCCCCACUGACGGCGGAGCGAGUCCCUCCCUCCAGGCGCGGGGCGAGGCGCAUGCGCAGUGCGGAAGCCUCGCCGGAGCCGCGGUGCUAGAGGCCUGUCACUUCUUCCUGGUGCUCCUUCCUCCCCGGAGCAGGAGCCCCUCUCUCUAGGGUCCCCGCGGGGCUGUGACCCGGCCCUCCGCAGCUGGGAAGAGUACUCGAUUGUGGAAACCUUGGAUCACUACAGUUGUAUAUCCAUUCUAUUCUUUUGUGUUACAGGUUGAAACUUGUAUGGCAGUCAUUUAUAUGGAUCUGUGAUGGAUCUAUAACUAUGUCCCAAGUCAAGCCAAAGUCAUUUUGAGCAUCCUCUUCUGAAUGUGAAGAGAGAAAUGUUCCAUCGUCUUCUCAAAAUCGAGCUGUAAUCUGUCCCUAUAAACUUAAAAAUGGGAUCCAGGGAGCAGGGAUGGAUGAGCUGGUGUCCAUGGAUGUAACUUAACAAGAAGGAACAUUUUGAACAGUGAAGUUGCAAGAUCUUACCGAUCAAUACAACUGGAACCAUGUUGUGCUGGGGAAAUGCAUCCUUUGGACAGCUUGGAUUGGGUGGAAUUGAUGAAGAGAUUGUAUUAGAACCCAGAAAAAGUGACUUUUUCCUAAAUAAAAAGGUCCAAGAUGUAGGAUGUGGACUCAGACACACUGUUUUUGUCCUGGAUGAUGGGACUGUGUAUACAUGUGGAUGUAAUGAUCUAGGACAAUUAGGGCAUGAAAAAUCCAGAAAGAGACCAGAGCAUGUUGGUGCCUUGGAUGCCCAAAAUAUUGUGUCUGUUUCAUGUGGAGAAGCCCACACACUAGCAUUAAAUGACAAGGGCCAAGUGUAUGCUUGGGGUCUUGCUACUGAUGGACAGCUUGGCUUGCCUGGAACAGAGGAAUGUAUCAGAAUACCCAGAAAUAUCAAAAGCUUAUCAGAUAUCCAAAUAAUGCAAGUUGCCUGUGGCUACUGUCACUCACUUGCACUCUCAAAAGGCAGUGAAGUUUAUUCCUGGGGACAGAAUAAAUAUGGCCAACUGGGUAUAGGUUAUGAAUUUAAAAAGCAGACUUCACCUCAACUGAUUAAAUCUUUACUGGGAAUCCCUUUUGCACAAAUUGCAGCAGGAGGAGCACAUAGUUUUGUACUAACUCUUUCUGGAGCCAUUUUUGGAUGGGGACGCAACAAAUUUGGUCAGCUUGGUCUUAAUGAUGAAAAUGACAGGUAUGUUCCUAAUCUGCUGAAGUCCCUAAGAUCUCAGAAAAUUAUUCACAUCUGUUGUGGAGAAGAUCAUACAGCUGCUCUUACAAAGGAAGGUGGGGUUUUUACAUUUGGAGCUGGAGGCUAUGGACAAUUGGGUCAUAACUCUACCAGCCAUGAGAUAAACCCAAGGAAAGUUUUUGAACUUAUGGGAAGCAUUGUCACACAGAUUGCUUGUGGGAGGCAGCACACUUCUGCAUUUGUUCCUUCAUCUGGAAGAAUUUACUCCUUUGGUCUUGGAGGUAAUGGACAGUUAGGAACAGGAUCAACCAGUAAUAGGAAAAGUCCCUUCACAGUAAAAGGAAACUGGAUUCCUUAUAGUGGACAGUACCCACCAAGCACAGACAGUGAAGAAUAUUAUUGUGUAAAGAGAAUUUUCUCUGGUGGAGAUCAGAGUUUUUCACACUACUUUAAUCCACAGAACAUGACGCCACCAGAUGACUUCAGGUGUCCUGACUCUUCAAAGCAGAUCUGGACUGUGAAUGAAGUAUUUAUUCAGAAACUGCUGACUUGUCCAUCUGGAAGACUUCCUGUGGAGAUAGCUGAUGAAAUAGAUGGAACAUUUUCUUCAGCUGGCUGCCUAAAUGGGAGUUUUUUAGCUGUCAGUAAUGAUGAUCACUAUAGAACUAGUGCUCGAUUCUCGGGGGUUGAUAUGAACGCUGCUAGACUACUAUUUCACAAACUUAUAAGUCCUGACCAUCCUCGUAUAUCACAACAGGUUGCGGCUAGUUUGGAGAAGAACCUUAUUCCUAAAUUGACUACUUCCUUACCUGAUGUUGAAGCCCUACGGCUCUAUCUCACUUUGCCAGAAUGCCCACUGAUGAGUGAUGUGAACAAUUUUACAACAUUAGCUAUUCCUUUUGGAACAGCUGUUGUAAAUCUCGGAAAAGCUCCACUGAAAGUACUUGAAAACUGGUGGUCUAUACUUGAACCUCCAUUGUUCCUCAAGAUCGUGGAGCUGUACAAGGAUGUUGUGGUCCACCUCCUGAAAUUAUACAAGAUUGGUAUCCCCAAUUCUGAAAGAAGAAUCUUUACCAGUUUUCUACACACUUCUCUCAAAGUUCUGGAAAUUUUACAUAGGGUAAAUGAGAGAGGAGGACAAAUUAUACAGUAUGACAAAUUUUACAUUCAUGAAAUACAAGACUUGAUAGACAUCAGAAAUGACUACAUCAACUGGAUCCAGCAGCAGGCAUAUGGAAUGGACAUCAACCAUGGAUUAACUGAGCUAACAGACAAUCCAGUUACAAUUUGCACAUACCCUUUCGUGUUCGAUGCACAGGCAAAAACUACGCUCUUGCAAACAGAUGCUGUCUUACAAAUGCAGAUGGCUGUUGACCAGGCUCACAGACAGAAUUUCUCAUCUAUUUUUCUCCCUGUAUUUGAAUCUGUCAAUCCUUGUCUAAUAUUAGUGGUGCGCAGAGACAAUAUUGUAGGAGAUGCUAUGGAAGUCCUAAGGAAAACGAAGAAUGUAGAUUACAAGAAACCACUCAAGGUUAUUUUCGUAGGGGAAGAAGCUGUUGAUGCAGGAGGUGUUCGCAAAGAAUUUUUCUUGCUCAUCAUGAGAGAGUUGCUUGAUCCCAAAUAUGGAAUGUUUAGGUACUAUGAAGAGUCCAGGCUCAUCUGGUUCUCUGACAAGACGUUUGAAGACAGUGACUUGUUCCAUUUGAUUGGUGUUGUCUGUGGGCUAGCAAUAUAUAAUUUUACUAUUGUAGACCUUCAGUUCCCAUUGGCUUUGUACAAGAAGCUGUUGAAUAAGAAGCCUUCCCUAGAUGACUUAAAAGAGUUAAUGCCUGAUGUUGGCAGAAGUAUGCAGCAGUUACUGGACUAUCCAGAAGAUGACAUAGAGGAGACAUUUUGUCUCAACUUUACGAUCACCGUGGAAAAUUUUGGAACAACAGAAGUAAAAGAGCUGAUUCCUAAAGGUGCCGACAUUCCUGUGGUCAAACAAAAUAGGCAAGAAUUUGUAGAUGCCUAUGUGGAUUACAUCUUCAGUAAAUCAGUGGCUUCCUUAUUUGAUGCAUUCCAUGCAGGCUUUCAUAAGGUGUGUGGUGGUAAAGUUCUUCAGCUCUUCCAGCCCAGUGAGCUGCAGGCGAUGGUGAUUGGGAACACAAAUUAUGAUUGGAAAGAACUGGAGAAGAAUACAGAAUAUAAAGGAGAAUAUUGGGCAGACCAUCCUACAAUUAAAAUAUUUUGGGAUGUUUUUCACGAGUUACCACUGGAAAAGAAAAAGCAGUUUCUGUUGUUUUUAACAGGCAGUGAUCGUAUUCCUAUUCUUGGAAUGAAGUGUCUUAAACUAGUCAUCCAGCCAACAGGAGGUGGAGAAGGGUAUCUUCCAGUAUCUCACACUUGCUUUAAUCUUCUUGAUCUUCCAAAAUACACAGACAAAGAAACCCUAAAAUCUAAGCUGAUCCAGGCAAUAGAUCACAAUGAAGGCUUCAGUUUAGUAUAACUUUAGAAAUGAGAUAUUGUAGUUGUUUAAUGUGGGAGCAUUAAACUAAUUCUUUGUAUCUUUUUUGUGAUGGUAAGUUCAGUGGACAAGUUGACAAUGUAACAACUGGUUAUUUACAAAAUGUUCAGUGAUACAAAUAUUAAUGGAAGGCCAAAAGUCCUUACAAAAAUGAACUGUUAAUACACAGCUUGUAUAGAACCACGUUUUUGUCAUAAAAUAAAAAUGAGACUGUGAAUGAGACUCAAGUUUCACAAACAUGAAUUUCAACACUUCACAUAUUAUAAAAACAAUUUAGCGUGUGAGUGCAUGAAAGACUUGCUUAAUUUUUUUCAAUCACAGAGUGAAAACACUUCCUAUUAUGAUAGUCCCAUUUGAUUAUUUUUCAUUUUGUAAAUAAAGCUUUGUAAUAAAAUAGUUUCAGUUCUGAUAGCAGUAUGGUUUCUAGUGUGUGUAAUUAAACUUGAACUUAUUUUAUGGCUUUUAACAAAAGAAGUGGGAUUCCGGAGAUGUCUUUUUCUGGUGGUGGGGUGUUUUUGUUUUUGAAAACUUAAUGAAAAUGAUGGUUGUAAUGAGCUGCCCUUUGAUGUACAGUCCAAUUUCCAUUGUGCAAUCACUUAUUCGUGCUGCUGCAAAACUGCACAUUUGGCUUCUGUUAAGAUGGACGAGAAGACUCAAUAGGCCAUUUCAUUUUAUUACCGCUGGUAUAAUUAAAUUGAUAAAAUUAUAAGGGAUUAAUUUAGCAUUGGGAAUCCAACUUCUGCAGCUAUAGUUUAAAAACAUAAAUGAGGAGCAAGACAGUUCCUAUCAAGAGUUUAAACAUUUCAUUUUUAAAUCAAAGUGUAGUUUUUGGUCACCUUUUUCCAGCUAAAAUGCAUUUGAAAUACCCUUUUUGAAACUUCUUUUGAAUUUUAGUAUAAGUACUCUGAGAUGACUGUGCUUAAUGGAACGUAUUCAGAUUUGACCUUCCUGGUCUGGUUAAGUUCCAGCAUACUUAUGUCUUAUUGAUACAUAUGUGACUUUCACCUGUGAAACAAAUAUUUAUUUUUUUUUAGAUUUUUAAAAUGCAGUGAAAAGAAAGCUACAAUAAAAUACUUGAAUGAAA